Molecule: messenger RNA, 4104 nt
Organism: Hippocampus comes (tiger tail seahorse)
Lineage: Eukaryota; Metazoa; Chordata; Actinopteri; Syngnathiformes; Syngnathidae
Gene: ttf2
Product: transcription termination factor, RNA polymerase II
Exons: 21
Coding region: 83-3706 (1207 amino acids)
Biological process (GO): DNA repair
Cellular component (GO): nucleus
Molecular function (GO): zinc ion binding; ATP-dependent activity, acting on DNA; ATP binding
Source: RefSeq, a predicted model, not a curated record
CUGAUUGGUCGAUGCAAAAUGGCCACAUGACACGAAUAUGAGAAGUUUCAUUUCCAAGCGCGUUUCGAGACGUUAGUCAAUUAUGGACAAAGUUACAUGUGAUGUCCACGGUGGGCUAUGUAUGCUAAAGACAGGCGUGAAAGAUGGCCCAAGCAAAGGCAAAAGCUUUUACGUGUGUGUGGACAAGCGUGGCUGUAACUUCAGCAGUGUGGCCAGGUCUGAUUGCAUCUCGGCCUCUCGCUGCCUCCAGCAUGAAGAUUCCAUCGUGGAGCUCCAGGCGUUGAUGUACAGCCAGCAGGAAGAGUGCGACAGGUUGUUCUACAGGUGCGUUGAGGGUAAAAAAGCCGGACAGCGAUGGUGUGGAAAUGUGCCCUGGGCUAUGCCGGAGAAGGAUGAGAAUAAGUGUAAAAAAUCGGCACAACCUUCCUGUCUGCCACCAGUGCGAAACCCCUUCAAGGCUCCGGAAAAACUGGGCCAAGAAUCACAGUGGAGGAGGAUGCAAAGAGAGAGUGAGAGCAAAGACAACAUGGAGACAAAAAGUAGAGCAGAAGAAGGUGAGGGGGAAGGUCGGCCAGUCACACCUGAAACAUAUAGAGGACAACAUCUUCCAGCAGGGAUGAAGCUGAAGAAGAAAUCUGUGGAUAAAACACAUCCACCAAGCAAAAGUGACAUGCCCACUUCUGGAGUUUCCAUGUCUGUGCCCAAAAGUGACAUGACCACCUCCAAAGGUUCUGUAACAGCAACAAACAUCUCUAUAUCUGUGCCCAAAAGUGACAUGGCCACCUCCAAAGGUUCUGUUGAAACAGCGAGUGUCUCCACUUGUAAACUUAAAAACAAAAUGGCCACCUCUGGAGUCUCUAUGUUCACGCAGAAAAGCGAUAAUGCUGCCUCUGGCGUUUCCUUGUGUAUGCCCAAAAGCAACAUGACCACCUCCAACGUCUCUCCGUCUGUGACCAAAAGCAACACAAACACCUCCAUCGCUGCCACGGCUGUACCCAAAAGCGAAAUGCCCACCUCCGGUGUCUCCAUGUCUGCACCCAAAAAUGAAACGGUCUCCUUCAGAGGUCCAGCAGUAACCGAGCGGAGCUCUCCAUCUGUACCCAAUACCAACAUGGCCACCUCCAAAGGUUCCAUUCCAAUGUCAGUUGCCUCCACGACUGUGCCCCAAAGUGAAAUGGUCGCCUUUGGAGGUUCCUCCACGCCAAGCAUCUCUUCGUCUCCGCCCAAAAGCGAAAUGGUUGCCUCCGGAGGGUCUGACAACAGUGCAGGGCAGUGGAGACCCCGUCAAAGCAAACACUGCCAAGAUGAUGAUGACGAAGACUUUGCGCUGGUGUCUGUCAAGCCCCCUCAAAAGCCCCACCGGACCCUCACCUCCACCGCCAUCCAGAAGCCUCUGACUUCCUACUCCGCCUUUCAGCCGGCCUCCCAUGUGAUGCACAAGAUGCUGUCCACUCAGCUCCAGCAGAAAAAGGCUACGCUGGCGGUGGUAAACGUGGCGGCGCUGCCAGACAAAGGUGAGCGUCUGAGGACUCAGGUCAGAGAGCUGGAGGCGGCUCUGGAGUCUCUCAACCUCACUCCCGCAGAUGACAAGCCACCCACCAGCCAGGUAGCGAACCCCUUCAGCCGCCCGGGGGGCACCAUCCUCAUUCCGGCCCCUCCCGCCCCAGGACCCCACCCGCAGCCAAAUCGGGGCUUCUCCCAGAUGCAUGGAGAGCACCAGGCCUUCUACGGCGGCCGCAUGACGGACAACCGUCUGCUGGCCGUGAAAAACGCCACGUGCAAGGCCAUCGAUCACCUGCACACGUCGCUGGAGUCCUGCCCGUCCGCCGACGCCGAGGCGCCAGACCCCAGGGGGCUCCGGGUGUCGCUGUUGGCUCACCAGAGGAGAGCGCUGGCCUGGCUGCUGUGGAGGGAAGCACAGAAUCCAUGCGGAGGCAUUUUGGCGGACGACAUGGGCCUGGGAAAAACGCUCACCAUGAUCGCGCUCAUACUGGCGCAGAAGAGCAAGGUGAAGGCGGAAGGGGAAGGGGAGGGCGAGGAGGAGGAGGAGGAGGAGGAGAAGAAGCAGGAGGAAGGCUGGCUGUCAAAAACCGAUUGCCGACCGAGGCCCUCCAAAGGCACCCUGGUCAUCUGCCCGGCCUCGCUGGUCCACCACUGGAAGAAGGAGAUUGAGCGACACGUGAAGGCAGGUCGCCUCAGCGUGUACUUGUACCACGGACCAGACCGCAACAAGAACGCCCGAGUGCUGGCUCAACACGACGUGGUGGUGACCACAUACGCUUUGGUGUCCAGGGAAGCGCCCGGCCAAAAGGAGGCGGACCAACCCAACAAGGAAGCCAAAGAUGCGCCAGCCGCAGCGGGCGGCGGCCCCCUCAUGCGCGUGGCGUGGGCCCGUGUGAUCCUGGACGAGGCGCACAACAUUAAGAACCCCAAGGUGCAGCAGUCCAUGGCCGUGUGCCAGCUGAGGGCGGCCGCCCGCUGGGCCGUGACCGGCACGCCCAUCCAGAACAACCUGCUGGACAUGUACUCGCUGCUCAAGUUUCUGCGCUGUGCUCCAUUUGAUGAGUAUAAACUAUGGAAGGCGCAAGUGAACAAUGGCUCCAAGCGAGGCAGGGAACGACUCAACAUCCUGACCAGGACUUUGUUGCUGCGACGAACCAAAAACCAGCAGGAUUCUUCAGGAAAACCGCUGGUGGCACUUCCUGACCGGACCUGUAAGGUGCAUCAACUUAAACUGUCUGAGGACGAGCAAGCGGUCUAUGACGUGGUCUUUGCCCAGUCCAGAUCUACUCUGCAGAACUACCUGAAGAGACACGAAGGGAACGACGUAAAGGGAGGGAGCGCCUCUGCUUCCAAUCCCUUUGACAAGGUGUCCCAGGAGUUGGUCUUGUCCCAGUCUGACCUGCCCGUGGCUUCAUCCCAACAACCACAGCGGGCUGCCAGCACCGCCCACAUCUUGUCGCUGCUGCUGCGUCUGCGACAGUGCUGCUGCCACCUAUCACUGCUUAAAAAGACUCUGGACUCAUCGGAGCUGCAAGGCGAUGAUGUGGUCUUGACCCUGGAGGAGCAGCUCAACGCUCUGUCGCUCACAUCCGCGUCCUCGCCGUCAGAUGGUGGCGAGGACAUGGUGGGCCUGAAUGGGACACGUUUCCCUUCGCGGCUGUUUGACGAGAGCAGCAGGAGCAGCAAGAUUUCUGCCAUUGUGUUAGAGCUGGAGGCCAUCCGAGCGAGCGGUGACAACCAGAAAAGUGUGAUCAUGUCCCAGUGGACCAGCAUGCUGUGCAUCAUGGCCGUCCACCUGAAGCAGAUGGGCCUCCGCUACGGCGUCAUCGACGGAACUGUCAACCCUAAACGCCGCAUGGACCUGGUGGAGGAAUUCAACACCAACCCCAAGGGACCGCAGGUGAUGCUUGUGUCUCUCUGUGCCGGCGGCGUUGGCCUCAAUCUCAUCGGCGGCAAUCACCUCUUCCUCAUGGACAUGCACUGGAAUCCAGCCUUAGAGGACCAAGCCUGUGACCGAAUCUACCGCGUGGGACAGAGGAGAGAUGUCACCAUCCAUCGGUUCGAGUGUGAGGGCACAGUGGAGCAGAAGAUCGCCACGCUGCACGCCAAGAAGAAGGAGCUGGCCCAGAGCGUGCUCUCGGGAACUGGCAACGCCGUCGCCAAGCUAUCCCUGGCAGACCUCAAGAUCAUUUUUGGCGUUUGAACAUUGAUGUGUGUUUAAAUUCAUGAGGUUCAAAAAUGAAUAGAGCCAAGGUUCACGUCCAAGCACCCCAAUUUGUGUUGAUUGAAUUUGGUUUUGUUUGUUUUGCCCGCAAAAAUGUAACAUUAUGAGCAAGCUUCUCUUCGUGAAGUUGGGUGGGGUCGAGGGUAAAAGAGUAACAAGUCACUGCUGCAUUUUUUUUGGCCAACAAUAGAAUGGGACAAAUAGGCGAUUGUUUUCAUUUUGCAGUUGUGCAUUUGCUAGGAGUAUGGAGGAGACUACGCCCACCAACCCAACUGACUCUGGGCUCCUGACUAGGUUGUCCCACUUCAAGGCACCUUAGUGCUUGCAGUACAACUUUCUACAUAAUUAGCCCUCAUUAAAAUUUUAUUUAUUUACAU